GGGAAGCUGAGGGGGAAAAUAAAAAAGGGAAAACGAGAGAUUUUCCCGCUGUUCGAUCCAUGGCGACGUCCUAUACGUCUCUAUAAAUCCAAGCAUCUCGGGAUCCUCUCUGCGCGCUCGAGCAUCUGGCCUCCCUGGUCGUCGGCAAAUGCUGCACGCCUAGGCCACGCCGGCCGUUUUCCCUCCGGCGUCCGUCGUCUUCCCGGAGGCGCUGUCCUCGGUUACGCUCUGGUGCAGGAGCCAGGGCUUCUUAGGGCUUUACGUUCACCUCUCAGUUGGUUUACUCGAAAGGAUCGCGGAAUCGUAUUUAUACAGUAGCCCUUUCUCUUCUGACUCAUAGUCAGGCAGGAUGUCUGAUUUGGAGAAGCCUCUGCGCCCAAAGAGAAAGAAGAAUUGGGUGGAUUUCCUUGUCAAGUUCCGAUGGAUCAUUGUUAUCUUUGUUGUGCUCCCCUUUUCCGUUUUGUUCUACUUCAGCAUCUAUGUUGGAGAUCUAUGUUCAUCGAUGAAGUCAUACAAACGCCGUCAAAAGGAGCAUGAUGAAAAUGUGAAGAAAGUGAUUAAUCGCCUGAAGCAGAGGAAUCCAUCGAAGGAUGGACUUGUGUGCACUGCUAGGAAGCCAUGGAUUGCAGUUGGCAUGAGAAAUGUUGAUUACAAACGUGCUCGGCAUUUUGAGGUUGAUCUCUCUGCGUUUAGAAACAUUCUUGACAUCGACAAGGAAAGGAUGAUAGCACGUGUUGAGCCCCUGGUCAAUAUGGGUCAGAUUACAAGGGAGACCGUCCCCAUGAACCUUGCGCUAGCUGUAGUUGCCGAACUCGAUGAUCUCACAGUUGGGGGCCUUAUCAAUGGGUACGGCAUUGAAGGAAGCUCACAUAUUUAUGGCCUCUUUUCCGAUACAGUUGUUGCUUACGAAAUUGUGUUAUCUGAUGGGCGAUUAGUCAGGGCUACAAGAGAUAAUGAGCACUCUGAUCUUUUCUAUGCAAUUCCAUGGUCUCAAGGAACACUCGGCCUCCUUGUUGCUGCAGAAAUUAAGCUCAUACCGAUCAAGGAAUACAUGAAGCUGACGUAUAAGCCAGUUGUGGGAAAUCUGCGUGAGCUUGCUCAGGCAUACGCUGAUUCUUUUUGUCCGAGAGAUGGGGAUCAGGACAAUCCUGAGAAAGUUCCCGAUUUUGUUGAAGGCAUGAUCUAUACCCCUACUGAAGGUGUGUUCAUGACUGGAAGGUAUGCUUCUAAAGAGGAAGCAAAGAAGAAGGGUAAUAAGAUUAAUUGCGUCGGAUGGUGGUUUAAGCCAUGGUUUUAUCAGCAUGCUCAAACAGCUUUAAAGAGGGGCGAGUUUGUGGAGUAUAUCCCCACCAGAGAAUACUAUCACAGGCACACUCGAUGUUUAUAUUGGGAAGGGAAGCUCAUCCUUCCAUUUGCCGAUCAGUGCUGGUUCAGAUGGCUUCUUGGAUGGCUGAUGCCGCCCAAGGUUUCACUUCUCAAGGCUACUCAAGGGGAAGCUAUUAGGAACUAUUACCAUGAAAUGCAUGUCAUUCAGGAUUUGUUAGUGCCCCUGUACAAAGUUGGGGAUGCGCUUGAGUACGUUCACGAGGAGAUGGAGGUGUAUCCGUUAUGGCUGUGCCCUCACAGGCUUUUCAAGCUUCCAAUGAAGACCAUGAUCUAUACAGAGCACGGGUUUGAACACCAUCGCAGGCAAGGAGACACCGACUAUGCUCAGAUGUUCACGGACGUGGGUGUGUACUAUGCACCUGGGCCUGUAUUGAGAGGGGAAGUGUUUGAUGGCGCGGAAGCAGUGCGUCGCCUGGAGUUAUGGCUGAUUGAGAACCACAGCUUCCAGCCGCAGUACGCUGUCAGCGAGCUCACUGAGAAGAAUUUUUGGCGAAUGUUUGAUGCCUCACAUUAUGAAUAUUGCCGGAGGAAGUAUGGAGCUGUUGGCACCUUCAUGAGUGUGUAUUACAAGAGCAAGAAGGGGAGAAAGACUGAAAAGGAAGUUCAGGAGGCGGAGCAGCAGCAGUUGGAGACCCCGUAUGCCGAGAUUGACCAGCCGGCUGCCUGAUUGUUUUCCCCUGGUAAGGGGAGAGCAGCAUGAGUUUGCUGUUCGAGCUUUCAUCCUCUUAAUUAGAUUGAUCUGCCUUUGCUUUUCUAGUCGGCUUUCUUCUUUCCUACUUUUUCUGUACCUGUUUGAGUUCCACUUUGAGGCUUCUAGGUUAUCUUCUGCUUUUAGCUGUUCAGACUUGAACGCCAUCGUGGAUGAAGAACUUUAUCUCUUUCUGGUC
Messenger RNA from Nymphaea colorata (pocket water lily), 2273 nucleotides. Its product is annotated as delta(24)-sterol reductase. The coding region runs from base 350 to 2053 and encodes 567 amino acids. Gene Ontology annotation, biological process: steroid metabolic process. The record is from RefSeq and is a predicted model, not a curated record. The transcript has 4 exons. NCBI's taxonomy places the organism in Eukaryota, Viridiplantae, Streptophyta, Magnoliopsida, Nymphaeales, Nymphaeaceae. Gene Ontology annotation, cellular component: cytoplasm; membrane. Gene Ontology annotation, molecular function: oxidoreductase activity, acting on the CH-CH group of donors, NAD or NADP as acceptor; FAD binding.